Molecule: messenger RNA, 2541 nt
Organism: Acaulospora morrowiae
Lineage: Eukaryota; Fungi; Glomeromycota; Glomeromycetes; Diversisporales; Acaulosporaceae
Source: the annotation of a GenBank genome assembly
AUGAGUGCACCAACCGGUCGUUCUCAGUCAGCUCAGAACUCAUAUUACGACGAUCGUCGAAUCUCUCCUCUUAAACAGCAACGUUAUGUCGAACAAGGUUACGAAGAGUACGGAUCACAGUUGACAAGUUCACCCGGGCCAGACGUUGACGGUGCAAUAGCACGUAUGGGGAAUAUGAGAAUCAAUGACGAUCGUCAAAUGCUACCACCUCCUCGCUCAAGCUCAACCCCAGUAACCUCGUCCGGGUUAAGAGCGCCGUUUACUCAACAGAGAAGUACUUCCCCACGUCCUCGUCCAAACACUCAAGAGCACCUACCUUCUGCCCCACAAUAUCAAAGACAACAAGAACAAGCUCCACAGUAUCCAAGGUAUCAAGAGCAGAUGCCCAUCAAUUCACAAUAUUCAUACCAAGAUCCAAUGCCUCCUGCUUCGCAAUAUUCAAGUCAAGAGAAGAUUUCUUCCAAUUCACAAUAUUCCCAUCAGGAGCAGACAUCUCCUGUUUCACAAUAUUCACACCAAGAACGGUUGCCACCUCCCUCUCAACAUUCACAUCAAGAGAAAAUGCCACUUUUACAGCGUUCACUUCAAGAGCGAGCACCUUCUCCUUCGCCUUCUCAGUAUUCCUAUCAAGAGAAAAUCCCACAACAUCCACAAUAUUCCGAGCAGGUUCCCCCUUCACGACACCCACAACAUCCACAGUAUUCCGAGCAGGUUCCCCCUUCACGACAUCCACAGCAUCCAGGACCUACGUCUCCUCCGCAGAAUCCACAAGUACAACAAGAGUACGCGCCUCCUUCACAAUAUCCGCAACAGCGGGCACCCCCUUCACAAUAUCCACAACAUCAAGAGCAGGCACAUUACCCACAACAACAAGAAUAUCAGGAUUAUGGUUACCAAGAUGAUUACUAUAAUAAUUAUCCUCCUCAGGAUGCUGAUCCUUCCUCUGGAGUUAUAAGCGCUGACGCCCGGCAGCAUUACUAUAAUCAAUACGAAAAUCCAGAAGGUCGAGAUUAUUAUGCCGCCGGACAAAAUUAUGAUCCGGCUACAGGAUACCCUGAGGAUUAUCCUCAUCAACAGUAUGCUUAUGAUCAAGGAGCCUACGAUUAUCAGCAAGCCGGAUACGGAUAUGAUCAGUAUCAACAGGAAUACCCACCCGGCGAAGGAUAUUAUGGUGGUGAAGGACCACCUCAAUACUAUUACGAUCAACAACAGUAUUACGAUCCGAAUUACGAUCCAAAUUACGAUCCAAAUUAUUAUCCACCACAAGCACAUCCGCAGGAUGGGUACGGUGCCCCAAUGUAUUAUGACCAGCAACAAACGGGUCAAUCUAGUCUACCAAUGAGGACAGAUUCACAGAACGAAAAAGCAAAACAAGAAUCUGCUCCUAAAGAGAAACCUUCUUAUGCUCCAGAUGCCAUAGAGAAAUAUCGAGCGAGAGCUAAAGCAAGUGGAAAUCCUGCUACUUUAUUUGCUUUCGCAAAAUACUUGGUCGAAGCUGCAGCCGAGACGGAAGAAAAUGAUCCUGACCCGAAAAAUGCAAAAAAGAGGAAAGAAGCUCUGUUACAGGAGGCAAUUAAAUUGGUAAAGCGACUAGCUCAAGGAAUGGGCUUUGGCCGACCAGCAUACCCGGAAGCUCAAUUUUAUCUCGCAAAUUGUUAUAGUAAUGGUUCUUUGGGAUUACCAGUCGAUCCCGACAAAGCAUUCAACCUAUAUAUGCAAGCAUCGAAACAGAAUCACGCUGCUGCUACGUAUCGUACUUCGGUAUGUUAUGAGGUGGGAGCUGGAACAAAACGAGACCCACAUCGCGCCACGCAAUUUUACAAAAAAGCUGCCGCGUUAGGUGACACUGCCGCCAUGUACAAACUUGGUAUGAUUAUGCUGAAAGGACUGUUAGCACAAAAUCCAAAUCCCCGUGAAGCUAUCAUAUGGCUUAAACGUGCGGCGGCUAAUGCCGAUGAGGAAAACCCACACGCCCUGCAUGAACUAGGGUUAUUACAUGCCAAACCGGAAAAAGAGCCGCCUGAAAUUCCUUCUCUAAUUAGAAAUGAGAAACAUGCUAUUGAAGAAUUUAAGCGCGCCGCUGAUUUAGGAUAUGCCCCUUCUUGUUAUAAACUAGGUACUUGCUAUGAAUAUGGUCAGUUAGGAUGUCCUGUUGAUCCGCGACAGUCCAUCAAAUAUUAUUCAAAGGCCGCUGAAAAAGGUCAUCCUGAAGCGGAGUUGGCGUUGUCGGGCUGGUAUUUAACGGGUUCGGAGGUCAUAUUGAAGCAAUCUGAUGCUGAAGCAUAUUUGUGGGCACGCAAGGCAGCUGACAAAGGUUUUGCAAAGGCCGAAUAUGCCAUUGGCUACUAUUCCGAAGUUGGUAUUGGUGUGAAACAGGAUAUUGAAGAAGCAAGACGUUGGUACAUGCGCGCAGCCGCACAAGGUAAUAAAAAAUCGAUGCAAAGAUUAACAGAAUUAAAGAAACUUGGGAGUCAGAGUCGAGUAAAACCUGCAAAACAUACAAGAGCGCAGGCAAACAAAGAGGAUUGUGUUAUAUCUUAA